CGCGCUCGGAGCUCGGAGUGAUGAGGAGCAGAUGAAGAUGAGGAUGUUUGAGGCUCUCAGGUGGAUCUAAUGAGCGCGGACUCCAGCCGGACCCGGAUCUCAUCGGUUUGGACUCAGCGAAGCUUCGCCCGCAGACUAUGCCACCAUGAACCUGACGCUGAGCGCCGAGUCCGGGUCGUUCCUGACCGACAGCUCCCCGGGGAUGCGAGCCAAUCCCGUCACAGCGUUCGUCCCACACGACCUCCACGCCCCCAAUGACUCGCAAGCCUCCAAUCAGAGCGGAAACGGCUCUCUCGAGUCGCCCGAUCCGCCCGGGGGACACUCGGCCUGGCAGAUCGUGAUGAUCGUGUUCUUGUGCGGCUCGCUGUCUCUGGUCACCAUCACCGGGAACAUCCUGGUCCUGGUGUCCUUCAAAGUCAACAAGCAGUUAAAAACGGUGAAUAACUACUAUCUUCUGAGCCUGGCCUUCGCCGACCUCAUCAUCGGCGUGCUUUCGAUGAACCUCUACACCACGUACAUCAUCAUGGACCACUGGGCGCUGGGGAACUGGGCCUGCGAUCUGUGGCUGGCCAUCGAUUACGUGGCUAGUAACGCUUCGGUGAUGAACCUGCUGGUCAUCAGCUUCGACCGCUACUUCUCCGUCACCCGCCCGCUGACCUACAGAGCCAAGCGCACCACUAAGAGAGCCAUGACCAUGAUCGGACUGGCCUGGUCCAUUUCCUUCAUCCUCUGGGCCCCGGCUAUCCUCUUCUGGCAGUAUUUCGUGGGAGAGCGGACGGUUCCUCCGGACGAGUGCUACAUCCAGUUCCUCUCGGAGCCCAUCACCACGUUCUGCACGGCGAUAGCUGCUUUCUAUCUGCCCGUGACCAUCAUGACCGUCCUCUACUGGAGGAUCUACAAGGAGACGGAGAACCGCUCCAAAGAGCUCGCCGGACUCAAGGGUUCAGGGAACCAAGGCAGUCCGGAGGAGUCCGUGCAGAAAGGCGUGGGGAAUCCCGGAAGCUCUCGCAGUUACGAGCUCCACCAGAGAGGCUCGGGGAGAACCAGGACCGGGGGGUUUUGGUUCUGGCCGCUGAGUCGUAAAGCUCGGAGGAGUCAGGGCAGCGAGACGGACCGCUCCAGCAGCGACAGCUGGAAUAACAACGAAACCGCCCUGUCCCUCGACCAGUCGGAGGAGGAGGAGGAGGAAGACGGAGAAGCCGUGUACUCCAUCUCCGAGAACCUCCAGCAAGACGCCAAGCCUUCCAGAAAGGGACUGGACUCCAAAGAUCAAGCCGACGGCAAACGCGCCGCCUGCAAGACCAAGACGCAGGUCAACAAGCGCAAGAAGGUGUCUCUGGUGAAGGAGAAGAAGGCGGCGCAGACGCUGAGCGCCAUCCUCCUGGCCUUCAUCAUCACCUGGACGCCGUACAACAUCAUGGUCCUGGUCAACGCCUUCUGUGAUGAGUGCAUCCCCGAGACGCUCUGGGCGCUGGGAUACUGGCUGUGCUACGUCAACAGCACCGUCAACCCCAUGUGCUACGCCCUCUGCAACAAGACCUUCCGCACCACCUUCAGAUCCAUCCUGCUGUGUCGCCUGCAGACGAGUAAAGCCACCAAACCUCACAAACCCCCCGCUCACCGGAGACACAGCCCCGCAGACAACUAGAGCUUCUCAAGCAUUACUCGCUUCCCGAAUAAUAGUUCACGUGUGUGUGUGUGUGUGUGUGUGUGUGUACUUUUAUUACGUGCAUGUAAACAAAUACACACGCGUGCAGGUAUUCGAGAAAAAUGAUACAAUAACAAUAAUAAUAAUAAUAAUACAUACUAGCUGUCAGACGAUUAAUUGUGAUUAAUCACAUCCAAAAUAUCCGUUUUAAAUAAAU
This is a messenger RNA of Puntigrus tetrazona (Sumatra barb), 1865 nucleotides long. RefSeq names its product cholinergic receptor, muscarinic 3b (gene chrm3b). Gene Ontology annotation, cellular component: plasma membrane. The record is from RefSeq and is a predicted model, not a curated record. NCBI's taxonomy places the organism in Eukaryota, Metazoa, Chordata, Actinopteri, Cypriniformes, Cyprinidae. Bases 146 to 1648 code for a protein of 500 amino acids. The transcript has 3 exons. Gene Ontology annotation, biological process: adenylate cyclase-activating adrenergic receptor signaling pathway. Gene Ontology annotation, molecular function: G protein-coupled acetylcholine receptor activity.